AGGUCGCUCAAUGCAAGUGCGGCGCGUCUCGGUUGUAACUGUACAUACUGCACCCGUCACCCGGGUGAGAUGACCUCUCAACAACCCCAAAGUGAUAGUUCUUCAUUGAUAAGGGGCAUUGUUUUGUCGCAUUCCUUAAUUCAAAUAGGCUUUAUUUGGUAUUUUGGUUGUUCACUUCAUCCACAUCCGCAUCAGCCCAUACCAUUCUGAUCCAUCACACACGCCGCCCUGCGCUUGAUUUCAAGUACGCCCGCGGCUCCCGCUUACCAUGUCCCCACAGACUCCGCGAGGGCGCCCGAGUGCCUUAAAGAGAAUAUUCUCGGGUUCAAACAAUCGUUCUAGCAGUCGCAUGUCCAGUCGCACUGCCAGUGGCGAGGAGAAGCCAAGUAGUUCCUUGGUAGAGAUGGCUCAGAAGCAGGCUAUGGGAACCUUGACAGGACCAGAUAAACUCAAUGCUGUAACGGAGCUUAUGGGCAAAUUGAAGCAAGAUCUCGACACCAUCAGUCUCUUACCUCACCAACGAGAUGCCGUCUUAGAAGAAUUGAAGAUAUACGGUAGAGACCCUAAGAACGCAGACCCAAUCUACACCAAAGACGGAAUCGAAACUCUUACUCGACACGCGUUCAACAGCCCUUCUAGCACAACCGCCCGAAAUGCCCUGCGCUGCAUAUGCAACGCAAUGCUACUCAAAGCAGAAACGCGGCAAAUAUUUGUUAACUUGGGAUUUGAGUCCAGAGCUUGCGCUCAGCUCAAAAACGAUAACCGAGACGAUGAGUUCUUGAUAUCAAGGGUCUUGUUCUUAACAACUUACGGCACAAACACCAACAUACUCGAACUUAUAGACAAACACCAUCUCGAUGACAUUAUCAUCAAGAACUUGGAACGCCACUGCAAGCAUCGACAAGGCCAGAAGUUAGUAACAGAGCCGAUGGAAGAUAUUGCUUUGACAGAGACGCUGAAGCUUAUGUUCAACAUCACUCACUACUGCAAAGACCGUACAUCUUCAUUUACCCCAGCCAUUCCCCACAUCGUCAACCUGCUUUGCAAGGUGGAUUUUACCGCGAGCAAACCCCUUGAUCCACCCAUUUCCACCUUGGUCAACGGUCUUUUGAACUUGGACGUUGGAGCCAAGGAAGUUCAAUCAUCACUUUACCCUCAAGAGGGGCCCAAUGUGUUAGCAGAUCGUUUGCUGGAUAUUUUGGUCGGCGCAAGUACGACUUACAGCAACGAUGAAUUGGAAAGCCUGGUGACGGCCCUCAUUGGUGUUAUCCGUGCCGUUCACGAAUAUGCACCAGAAGAGGUGAAGGCUUCCAUACGACGUCGAUUACUGCCGACAGAAAAGGAUAGAAAUGAGGUGCUUGGUCGAAGCGGUACGAUUUCCUCUUGGCUUCUUCGAAACUCCACAAACCCGGUGACUCCACAGCUCCGGAAUGCUAUAUCGGACCUCCUCUUCGACAUGUCAGACAAAGAUGCGUCCAAAUUUGUUGACAACGUCGGCUAUGGUUUUGCCUCGGGAUUCCUCUUCAAUCGGAAUAUACCCAUCCCACAGAGCGCGUCGGAAGCCUUCGCUAAUGCAGGAGGAUCGAGUAGGCCAGUGAACCCUGUUACAGGCCAGUUCUUGGACUCUGAGAGGCACCCGGCGGCUCCAGAGAUGAGCCAGGAAGAGAAAGAAAGGGAAGCCGAGAGACUUUAUGUGCUGUUUGAACGAUUGAGAGCUAAUGGCAUUAUUUCUGCGGAAAAUCCCGUACGUAUAGCUCAACAAGAGGGUCGAUUCGAGGAGUUGCCGGACAAUUAUGACGAAGAUGUCGAUUGAGGGUUCCAAGAUGAUGUCUCAAAGUAUGUUCAUGGAAUGCCUCCGGAAUCUUGACAGCGGACUUACGGCAUGAUGUGUAUUUGGAAGAAGUACUGGAAUGAGGUCGAGUGAGAUCGACGAUAGCCAGGAGAGGAACUUAGGUUGUAUAGCUAGUUUGCAGCUUUGGGAAAGCAUCAGACUCGGUGAGCACGUUGCUGAAAUUAUUGCGGCUCCUAUUCUCCAGCAUGAUGGUGGAGAAGUAGUGAACGGUGGCAGCAUCAACAAACGAAUGCAGCUUUUGCAUGAUAUCACUAGUUUAAAACACAAAUUGUGAUCUGCCUCUGCGCGC
This is a messenger RNA of Pseudomassariella vexata, 2141 nucleotides long. RefSeq names its product guanine nucleotide exchange factor. Gene Ontology annotation, cellular component: cytoplasm. NCBI's taxonomy places the organism in Eukaryota, Fungi, Ascomycota, Sordariomycetes, Amphisphaeriales, Pseudomassariaceae. Gene Ontology annotation, molecular function: guanyl-nucleotide exchange factor activity; G-protein alpha-subunit binding. Bases 269 to 1813 code for a protein of 514 amino acids. The record is from RefSeq and is a predicted model, not a curated record. Gene Ontology annotation, biological process: G protein-coupled receptor signaling pathway. The transcript has 5 exons.